UUCAACUAGUGAGCUCACCUGCAUCCUUUAUUUCCUUAAACAUGAGCCACUGUAUUAAGUCAACUGCUGGAUCUCUCAAGGGAAGCGGCCAUGCUAGCCAUUCUUCCAAGAUCUCAAGUCAUGUGUCUUCAGUCCGUCAUGGAGGAUCUCACAAGCUCAGUCAUGGGGGUUCCCAUAAAGUCCACGGUGGAGGAUCCCACCUUUCUCUUCUUGGGGCAUUCCACUUAGAACACCAUGGAAGCGCUCACAUUUCUCACCAUGGAGGUCACUUCAGAGCCCCAAGUGUUCAUGGUGGAUCAGGUGGAAAAGGCAUCUCUGUCUCUAAACACUCUACUCUUAGUCAUGGAUGUAGCUCUGGAAGCAUGCACAAUGGUCAUGGAAGCCACCUUGGCAGUGUUGUGAGCCACGGGGGUUGGAAGAAAGAUGGUAUGUUCAGUGUCAAUGAGAAGGAAACCAUGCAGCAUUUGAAUAAUCGUCUGGCUUCCUACCUGGAGAAGGUCCACUCCCUAGAGCAAGAAAAUAACCAGCUGGAGAGGAAUAUCCGGGAGUGGUAUGAAAACCAUCAACCCAGUACUUUUCCUGACUUCAGCCAUUUCUUCAGGACUAUCCAAGAUCUUCAGAGUCAGAUAUCUGCAGCUGCUGUGGAAAAUGCAAGAAUUGUUCUACAGAUAGACAACGCCAGACUGGCCGCUGAUGACUUCAGAAAUAAAUACGAGAUGGAACUCAGGCUGAGGAACAGCGUGGAGGCAGAUGUGAAUGGUUUACGCAGAGUUCUAGAGGGACUGAAAGCGGAGAUUUGUGACCUUGAGUCACAGGUUCAAAACCUUCAAGAAGAACUGCAGCAGAUGAGGAGGAAUCAUGAGGAGGAGGUGAACUCUCUGCGUGCUCAGUUGGGUGCCAGAAUCAAUGUGGAAGUGGACGCUGCUCCUUCUGUAGAUCUGAACAGAGCCUUGUCCGAGAUCAGACAGCAGUACGAAAACCUUAUGGAUAGGAACCUGAGGGAGGUUGAGAGCAUGUUCCUUCAAAGGAGUGAAGAGCUGAACCGUGAAGUCCUUUCAGGUUCUGCGCAACUACAGUCAGUUCAAACAGAAGUCAUUGAGCUGAGGCGCAACGUCCAAACUUUGGAAAUAGAGUUGCAGAGUCAGCAGAGUAUGAAAUCAGCUCUUGAGGGCACCUUGGCAGAGACCGAAGCCACUUACAGCUCCCAGCUCUCCCAGUUGCAAGGUCUGAUCAACAAUGUUGAAUACCAGUUGUCACAGGUCCGUUCUGACCUGGAACACCAGAUCCACGAGUACAAAGUCCUCAUGGACCAGAAAACCCACCUGGAAAUGGAAAUUGCUACCUACAAACGUCUCAUUGAUGGCCAUGAUAUCCAUGUUUCAGGACAUCAGUUUUCAAGUGGAAAAGAUGGAUCUCACCACCACUCUAUGAAAUGCUAAAGUGAAAAGGCUCAGAACAGAGGAAAUAUAAAACCCUAUCUCUAUAAGAAUGAAGGAGAUCAGAACGUUUUUUAUCUCUUGUGUUCUUUCUCCUGGUUUAGCGGACCAUUCCUGUAUCUCUUCUCCUGACAAAUUUAGUUUGUAUUUUGUUUAGUGGGCCUAAGUAUUCAAUAAACUCUUUCUGUCUCAUGCAAA
Messenger RNA from Spea bombifrons (plains spadefoot toad), 1634 nucleotides. RefSeq names its product keratin, type I cytoskeletal 19-like. Gene Ontology annotation, molecular function: structural molecule activity. The record is from RefSeq and is a predicted model, not a curated record. The transcript has 8 exons. Bases 42 to 1439 code for a protein of 465 amino acids. Lineage: Eukaryota; Metazoa; Chordata; Amphibia; Anura; Pelobatidae.